AUGCCAUCAGAACCAAAUACGACAGCAGCACCAGUAGAUCUAACGGUUGAUGAUGACCAAUCAACUAAUAGUGGAAAAAGUACCAGUUCAGACGCAAGUUCACCUACAAAAGAUGAAGCUCUUCAAGAUUUGAAUUCUCAAUCAGCGCAACCUCCAACUAAUGAUACACAACAAGCGCAGGACCUCACCAGACACCAAAGUGAACAAGAAAUACAGCGCGAUCCUCCACCUUUCCUGUCCAGGUUGAAAAAGAAAGAUGAUAGCAAGCAAUUUCAAAGGUUUCUCGACGUUCUCCAACAACUACACAUUAAUAUUCCCUUGAUAGAAGCAUUAGAGCAGAUGUCGAGUUAUGUAAAGUUUCUCAAGGAUAUUCUCGCCAAUAAGAGAAAGAUCGGGGAAAAUGAAAUGGUUGCGUUAACAUAUGAGUGCAACGCUUUGUUUAAAAACAACCUCCCCACUAAAAUGAAGGAGCUUGGGACAUUUACAUUGCCUUGCACGAUAGGAGGGAAGAUGGUCGGGAAUGUGUUGUGCAAUUUAGGGGCAAGCAUAAAUCUGAUGCCCUUGUCAAUUUUUAAGAAGUUGGAUAUCGGCGAAGCAAGACCAACCACGAUCACAUUACAGCUGGCCGAUAGAUUGAUAAAGCUUCUUGAGGGCAAGAUAGAAGAUCUCGUGCAAGUGGACAAGUUUAUUUUCCCGACAGACUUUGUCAUAUUGGAUUACGAAGUCGAUAGAGAAAUCCCUAUCAUCCUUGGUCGACCAUUUCUUGCCACAGGGCGAGCAUUGAUCGAUGUGCAGAAAGGAGAACUGACCAUCAGGGUCGACGAUCAAAAGGUAAAAUUCAAUGUAUUCAAUGCGUUGAAGUACCCAGGUGAUAUAGAAAACUACCAAUAUAUCGAGGAACUGCGGGAAGGACAUUGGCACGAACCCCUGAAGGAGCUAGAGGAAGAAAAUUGUGAAAUCGGUGCAAUAGUGGAGGAGGACUGUGCCGCAAUUCAUGUGUAA
Messenger RNA from Benincasa hispida (wax gourd), 1002 nucleotides. Lineage: Eukaryota; Viridiplantae; Streptophyta; Magnoliopsida; Cucurbitales; Cucurbitaceae. The record is from RefSeq and is a predicted model, not a curated record.